UUUACGCCUGCGCGCACAGGCUUGGCUCCUCCCUCGGAGGUAAGAAGGAAAGAGGCAUGGAAGGAAGAUCGGAAGCUUCUCUUACGUAGAGGACGUUGGAUUGACUUGGGAUUGGCUGAAAAAUGAAUCCCCAAUCUUCCAUCAAGUUCUUCAAAAAAAUUCUAAUUUUGGAAAUUAUUGGAGUUCUGGGGGCAUAUACUUUGUAUUACAAAAUGAACUCGAGUGAAGAUUUCAGACAUAAAAUGAAGCGAAGGUGGCCAUCUGUUUUGGAAGUAUAUUACAAGAGUAAUGAGUGGGCUGGUAUUUAUGGGCUCAAAGAGAUGGAUGAAGAGAAAUGGCUUACAAAAAAACCCUAAAAGUAAGUAGAAACAAUUUGGUAGUAGUUAAUAUCAAAAGAAUUUACAUUUAUUUUUUUCGCUUGUAUUUUUGUUUGUUUUUCAGUGGUUUAUGC
Thamnophis elegans (Western terrestrial garter snake) is the source of this 451-nucleotide messenger RNA. It is a transcript of the gene CEBPZOS, whose product is annotated as CEBPZ opposite strand. The coding region runs from base 123 to 356 and encodes 77 amino acids. The transcript is spliced from 4 exons. The record is from RefSeq and is a predicted model, not a curated record. Lineage: Eukaryota; Metazoa; Chordata; Lepidosauria; Squamata; Natricidae.